Pongo pygmaeus (Bornean orangutan) is the source of this 2176-nucleotide messenger RNA. RefSeq names its product Wnt family member 10A (gene WNT10A). Lineage: Eukaryota; Metazoa; Chordata; Mammalia; Primates; Hominidae. Gene Ontology annotation, biological process: canonical Wnt signaling pathway; neuron differentiation; multicellular organism development. The transcript is spliced from 4 exons. The record is from RefSeq and is a predicted model, not a curated record. Gene Ontology annotation, molecular function: frizzled binding; cytokine activity. Gene Ontology annotation, cellular component: extracellular region. The coding region runs from base 557 to 1561 and encodes 334 amino acids.
CCCGGGACCCCCAGGUCCUGCCCAGCUCCGGCCGCACGCUCCUCCCUGUCCCGCCGCCUGCGCGCCGACACGAAGUGACAGGCCUCUGCACCAUUCAUGCCCCGGCUGGGCCGGGCCGGCGCUCACCGCCGCCGCGCGCCCGCUCCUACCCUCGGGUUUCUAGGUCGCCCGCGCUCCCCGCAGCCGCGUUUCCCUCCGGGGCCCUCGGGUACCCCAUGAGGACUCCGUAGCCCUGGCUUUGGUUUCUGCCCGCUGGGGACUGGGAUAGGGGCGGAGGUUCUCACUUCUGCCGCUGCGGGUGAGGCAAAGCAAGCUCUGCAUCCCUCUCCUCGGCCUUGGUGUCCCCUCUGUCCUCCUGUUCCCUCUAGACCGAGUGAAUCCAGGUGCCCUGAGUGGCUCGCUGGGUCAGGCCCGCGCGGCCUGCUGGAGGACCUUGGGGUCUUUGAAGCCUGGGGGAGAGUUCAGAGCGGCAGAACAGCGCAGGGCUGGCUGGGUGCCAGGCGCUCCCGGGUUCACCUGCAGUUUAAUAAGCGCGAGGUCCAGGUGUUUCCAGAGAAUGGCUCAGGUUGGAGCACCAAGAAGGAAGGCAGUGUGGACAAGCCAGUGGCCAGGCCGGCCCAGCCGCGGCCCCCAAGAGUGGCUUGGUCAGGGAAAAUCUGUGCCUCCUGAACAUCUGGUGGAAGGUUUCCGAGAGAGCGCUUUUGCCUACGCCAUCGCGGCAGCUGGUGUGGUGCACGCCGUGUCCAAUGCGUGUGCCCUGGGCAAACUGAAGGCCUGUGGCUGUGAUGCGUCCCGGCGAGGGGACGAGGAGGCCUUCCGAAGGAAGCUGCACCGCUUACAACUGGACGCACUGCAGCGUGGUAAGGGCCUGAGCCAUGGGGUCCCGGAACACCCAGCCCUGCCCACAGCCAGCCCAGGCCUGCAGGACUCCUGGGAGUGGGGUGGCUGCAGCCCCGACAUGGGCUUCGGGGAACGCUUCUCUAAGGACUUUCUGGACUCCCGGGAGCCUCACAGAGACAUCCACGCGAGAAUGAGGCUUCACAACAACCGAGUUGGGAGGCAGGCAGUGAUGGAGAACAUGCGGCGGAAGUGUAAGUGCCACGGCACGUCAGGCAGCUGCCAGCUCAAGACGUGCUGGCAGGUGACGCCCGAGUUCCGCACCGUGGGGGCGCUGCUGCGCAGCCGCUUCCACCGCGCCACGCUCAUCCGGCCGCACAACCGCAACAGCGGCCAGCUGGAGCCGGGCCCAGCGGGGGCACCCUCGCCGGCUCCGGGCGCUCCCGGGCCGCGCCGACGGGCCAGCCCCGCCGACCUGGUCUACUUCGAAAAGUCGCCCGACUUCUGCGAGCGCGAGCCGCGCCUGGACUCGGCGGGCACCGUGGGCCGCCUGUGCAACAAGAGCAGCGCCGGCUCGGAUGGCUGCGGCAGCAUGUGCUGCGGCCGUGGCCACAACAUCCUGCGCCAGACGCGCAGCGAGCGCUGCCACUGCCGCUUCCACUGGUGCUGCUUCGUGGUCUGCGAAGAGUGCCGCAUCACCGAGUGGGUCAGCGUCUGCAAGUGAGCGGCCCGGGGUCCCCUGGGCCCUGAUAGAGGUCCCUUCCUGGAGCCUGGCCCUCUGAGGCUUACGGUCUUGGCAAGGCAGCAUCGCCUUGGCUCUUGAGAGAAGAGAUUGGACCACAUGAUCUUAUAGGAACCCCUCAGCUCUGAGGUCUGUGAUCGCCGGACAGUCCAAGGCCUGUCUGAACCCCACCACUCACUUCUGUGGGCUCUAGGACUGACUGGGUUCUUCCUCCCUCCCCCAAGCCCAGACAGUUCAGUUGGGCUGGGGGUUGCUCCACACCCUAAAACAAGCCUCAGCCAGGCAACCCCUCAGUCUGUCUCCAUCCUUUCACCCCUUCCCUGGAGAUGGGAGGUGGGGAAUGAAUGGAAGCUGACGGGCAGACAGAGGAGGAUUAAAAAAAGAAAUAGACAUAACUGAGCUGAAGUAAUUCCAUAAAGGGCCCAGACAGCCUCCCCCACCAUUCCCCUCAUCAUUCAUUUAACAAAUAUUUAUUUUGCACUCUCUUUGCGGCACUCUGGGGGUGGUGGGGUGCGUGGGGGUGGCAAUGCGAGGCACUGGGGCCACAGAUGUGAGUAAGCGAGACACAACACUUGUCCUCUUGGAGGUUACAUUCUU